AUGAAGGCCAGACUUCACAAGGCUCACUUUGGAUAUGAUAGCAUGCUGAGGAGGGCAAGAGGAACAAUAUUUUGGCCUGGAAUGAAUUCAGAUAUCAAGCAGUCGGCUGAUUGUUGUUCAAUAUGUCAAAAAAGAAAACCAAUGAACCAAAAUGCUCCAUUGAUGCAGCAUGCAGAAGGAUCUACUCCAUGGCAGAGAAUAAAACUUGACCUGUUCGAGCUGAAUGGAAAGCAAUAUUUGAUUGCAGUUGACUAUUUUUCUAGUUUCAUCGAAAUCGAUUUGCUUACAUCUUUGACAAGCUCCAGAGUAAUAGCUUUACUCAAGAAACAAUUUGCUCGAUUUGGAAUUCCAAAUGUAAUCAUGUCUGAUGGAGGACCACAGUUCGUAAGCCAAGAAUUCCAAGAUUUCGCAAAGAAGUGGGGUAUCACUCACAUGACUUCAUCACCUAUGCAUCAACAAGCCAAUGGCAAGGCCGAGUCAGCUGUUAAAAUCAUGAAGACAUUGUUAAGGAAAUGUGAAGUUGAGAAGACUGAUCCUUAUGAAGCAAUUCUUGAGCAAAGAAAUACACCAAAACAGGAAACUGGUAUUAGUCCUGCAGAAAUCUUGUUUAACAGAAAAGUGCGUGGCAUGAUUCCACAUUUUCCACAGAAACUCGAGAAACCAGAAUCUGAUGCAUUCAUCAGGAAGAGGAACCAACGCAGACAGACAGUAAGGAAAUCGUUUGACAGGAAGUCUCGCGAGCAGAGUGAAUUGGACGUUGGUCAAGCAGUAUUCUUCCAGCAUCUAGAGGGACGCAACUGGAGACUCGGAGAAAUCAAUGAUAUUCUCGGACCAAGGACAUACAUUGUCAAGGACCAGAAUGGAACCACUUAUCGUAGAAACAGAAUUCAUGUGCGACCUACCGCUGUUCAUUUCUACAGUCGUGACCGCUCACCGAUGCGUUCAGUCCAAGAAAAUAAUUCAGACGGCAUACAGAGAAACCUUGUAACAGACUCUAAGCCGGUGAACAAUCCGAACUCUACCGUUAACGUACGUAAGCGCACCAGAAACACCAUCCGUUGA
Messenger RNA from Saccostrea cuccullata (small rock oyster), 1062 nucleotides. RefSeq lists its product as uncharacterized. The record is from RefSeq and is a predicted model, not a curated record. Bases 1 to 1062 code for a protein of 353 amino acids. NCBI's taxonomy places the organism in Eukaryota, Metazoa, Mollusca, Bivalvia, Ostreida, Ostreidae. Gene Ontology annotation, biological process: DNA integration. The transcript has a single exon. Gene Ontology annotation, molecular function: nucleic acid binding.